AUGCCGGGAUACGCCAAAUUCAUGAAAGAACUGGUUACAAAGAAAAGGAGCUUGGAAUAUGAAAUGAUAGAGGUGCCCCAUAGUUGCAGUGCAAUUAUGACAAAUGAUUCAAUCACUAAGAGAGAAUAUCCUAGAGCAUUCAUAAUCCCGUGCACAAUUGGCAUGUUCCAAUUUUCUAUAGCCUUGUGCGACUUACGGGCAAGUAUCAACUUGAUGCCCUAUGCAAUAUACAAGAAACUUGGUUUGGGUGAACCAAAGGCAACCACAAUGAGACUCAUCAUGGCUGAUAGAUCAAUCAAGCACCCAGUCGGAAUACUCUAUGACAUAUUAGUAAAAGUGGAUCGGUUUAUCUUUUCGGUUGAUUUUGUUAUUCUAGACUGUGAGAUCGAUGCUGAAAUUCCCAUUAUUUUGGGAAGGCCUUUCUUAGCUAUAGGGAAAGCGCUAGUGGAUGUUGAAUGCGGGAAAUUGAAGUUCUGUGUGAAUGUUGAUGAGGUGACCUUCAAUAUCUUUAAGUCCAUGAAGCAACCAAGUAACAUCCAUGUGGUGUCCACUGAGGAUGUGAUAGAUAAGGCAGUGGCAAGUGGUUACGAGGAAGCGGUAGCUGCUUUAUCAGGAUUAGGAGCAUAUUCAAGGAAUCCAAUCAAAUUGGAUAUCGAUCUGAAAAACAAAGAAAUUCCCCCUGUUAAACCAUCAACUGAAGAACCACCAAAUUUGAAGUUCAAAAUCCUACCCUCUCAUGUCAAAUAUGCCUUCUUAGAAACCAAUAAUACUCUACCGAUAAUUAUUGCCGCCAAUCUGCUUUAA
Messenger RNA from Solanum verrucosum, 804 nucleotides. RefSeq lists its product as uncharacterized. The coding region runs from base 1 to 804 and encodes 267 amino acids. The record is from RefSeq and is a predicted model, not a curated record. The transcript has 2 exons. Lineage: Eukaryota; Viridiplantae; Streptophyta; Magnoliopsida; Solanales; Solanaceae.